AUGAUACGGCUUGGAGCUCGCAGACUUCCAGGAUCUAUUCCCUCAUCUCGGGUGUCUCCUCUCGUUAAUGAAAGGGCUUUACAACUUCGUCAGUUGUCGUCAACUGCUCGUCUUCUCAACGGCUUUCCCGUCAAGAAAUCUCCAAGUAGAUUGCUGAAGAUCUGGAAAAACACCAAGAGACUCGGGCUUCUUUCCGUGUUAGUCACGGGAGGAUUGCUCGGCUACCAUGUUUAUCAAGAUUCGCAUCCUGCUGAUCAAGUAAAGCAAGUUCCAUUUUUCGAAAAUGGUCAAAAGAAGAAAACCAUCGUGAUUUUGGGUUCUGGUUGGGGUUCUAUUUCUUUGCUCAAGAAUUUGGACACCUCGUUGUACAACGUAGUGAUUGUUUCUCCUAGAAACUACUUCCUUUUCACCCCAUUGUUACCUUCCUGCCCUACAGGUACUGUUGAAAUUAGAUCCAUUAUUGAACCUGUGCGUACCAUCACCCGUAAGCUGAAGGGAGAAGUUAUUUACUUGGAAGCCGAAGCCACGGAAAUUGACCCCGUUGAACAGAAAAUUACCAUCAAGCAGUCCACCACCGUUCAUUCUGGUCACUCUGGUUCCGAUACCAGCUCCUCCAAAUCGACAAUCGCCGACUACGGAGGUGUAGAAGAAAUCUCAACCUCGCUCAAUUACGAUUAUUUGGUUGUGGGUGUUGGCGCCCAGCCUUCGACUUUUGGAAUUCCCGGUGUGGAGACCCACUCUGUUUUCUUGAAGGAGAUCAGUGAUGCAGUCACCAUUAGAAGACGUUUGAUGGAUCUUAUCGAAGCAGCCAACAUUUUGCCAAAGGGAGACGAAGAGAGAAAGAGAUUGCUUAGCGUUGUCGUUUGUGGUGGUGGUCCUACUGGUGUUGAGGUUGCUGGUGAGUUGCAAGACUACAUUGACCAAGACUUGAAAAAAUGGAUGCCCGAAGUUUCCUCUGAAUUGAAGAUCACCCUUGUGGAAGCAUUACCUCAAGUGUUGAACACCUUUAGUGAAAAAUUGGUCGAGUACACUGAGCAAGUAUUCCAGGACACCAAUAUCGAUUUGAGAACUAAUACUAUGAUCAAGAAAGUUGACGAUAGAAUGGUUAUGGGUACCCACAAGGUGAACGGAAAGGAUGAGUACGUUGAAUUUCCUUAUGGUAUGUUGAUCUGGGCCACUGGUAAUGCACCAAGAGGUAUUGUUCGUUCGUUGAUUUCAAAGAUUGAUGAACAACGUAAUGCUAAGCGUGGUUUAUUAGUUGAUGAUAGACUUUUGGUCGAUGGUACAAACAAUAUCUAUGCCUUGGGAGAUUGUACCUUUACCAAAUACGCUCCUACUGCUCAGGUUGCAUUCCAAGAGGGUAUUUUCUUGGGUAAACACUUUGAAGAGUUGCACGAAAUUGAUACUUUGAAGUACAAGCUUGAGCACCCAGAUCCUAAAGACAAUGUUGAGAGAUUGACCAAGAAACUUAACCGUUUGCAGGCCAAGUUACCUAUCUUCCACUACAACCAUCAAGGAUCUUUAGCUUACAUUGGAUCUGAGAGAGCCGUUGCCGAUCUUGUGUGGGGCGAUUGGUCGAAUGUUUCUACCGGUGGUACAAUCACAUUUUUGUUCUGGAGAUCUGCUUACAUUUACAUGUGUCUCUCCAUCAAGAACCAAAUUCUCGUUUGUAUGGACUGGCUCAAGGUUUCCAUGUUUGGAAGAGAUUGUUCAAAAGAAUAA
This is a messenger RNA of Meyerozyma guilliermondii ATCC 6260, 1722 nucleotides long. RefSeq names its product NADH-ubiquinone reductase (H(+)-translocating) (gene NDE1). Bases 1 to 1722 code for a protein of 573 amino acids. The transcript has a single exon. Gene Ontology annotation, molecular function: NADH dehydrogenase activity. The record is from RefSeq and is a predicted model, not a curated record. NCBI's taxonomy places the organism in Eukaryota, Fungi, Ascomycota, Pichiomycetes, Serinales, Debaryomycetaceae.